Molecule: messenger RNA, 1683 nt
Organism: Lactuca saligna
Lineage: Eukaryota; Viridiplantae; Streptophyta; Magnoliopsida; Asterales; Asteraceae
Source: the annotation of a GenBank genome assembly
AUGUUCACAAAAUACCUAGGAAGACGUUACAUUGGUGGGAGUAUUGACUAUGUUGACUACGUAGACAUGGACGUGUUUUCCGUACAUGAGUUAGACGAUAUGUUGAAGGAGAUAGGUUAUAUCAACAGUGAGCUUAUCUACUACCACUUCUUGAUUCCAGAGAUUGAAAUCGAUUAUGGGUUACUUCCUCUAGGUAACGACUCAGACAUACUUUUGUUAAGUAAUCAUGUCGCUAAUCACAAAGAGAUUAUGGUGUAUACUGAACAUGGAACUACUAGACUCCAUAUAUACUUUAUGUCUCUAAAUAAGGUCGUAUUGGAAGAAAUCAAUGAGCCUAUUUCUCCUGAACUCAAUCAAAAAAAAUUUACAAGUACAGAGCCUGCAAGUGAGGAGCUUAACAAAGUCCAAGAUGUUGGCCCUUCAGAAGACUUUGAUCCUUUCUUUUAUAUGGAUCAUAAUGAUUACCAACUGAUGGGGGACAAUGAUUACCAAAAUAUGGGGGAUAAUGAAGAAAUCGGAGAUGUUAUUAGUGACGAGACUAGUACCGAUGGAAGUAUAAGUGAAGAUAGUGAGUUUUUAGUGGAUGAACUUAAUAUGGUGGAGGAUUUCAAAGUGAAUAUGAAAGACUUCCAUAGUGGUGUUUAUUCUUUUCCAAAUCUAGAUAACCACCCAUCAUUCAAUGCACCUGAUGUCACAGUUGAUAAGGAUUUGGAGGUGAUAGAUACACAGUUGUUUGAAUCAGCUGGUGUAGAAGAAGAUGAGAGGAAGAAGUUAAUGAGAAGGUUAAACAAUCCAACCACGUGUUCAUCAGGAGUAGUACAUGAAACUGCAUUCCAUCUAGGUGAAAUAUUUAAGUCCUCAUCAGAAGUGACGGACUACAUUAAAAUGCAUUCAAUUCGAACUAGGAGAAACAUUUACUCUGUAAAAAAUGAUAAAAAAAGAAUUAGGGCAAAAUGCAGGGGUGUGGUCCCGGAAGUGACAGAUAAGUCUCAAGGGUCACUUACCUCAACAACCACAAAACUUUUAGAUGGAGUUAAGAAAGAUGCUUCUCAAUACACUUGCAUAUUUAAUGGUGCCGAGAAGACUCAAGUUACUGGGACAAUGGGGGAACAAUUUGCGGUUAAUUGGAGGGACAUGAAUUGUAGUUGCAGGCAUUGGGAAAUCACUGGGAUACCAUGCUCUCAUCUUGUUAGUUCCAUUUGGGAUAAGGUGGGGAGACCAAAAAAGAAGAGAAAGAGAGCUCAAACUGAAGAACCAAAUAAUAAAGGUAAAAGUUUGACCAGGAAGUUCCUUACAGUUACUUGUAGCAAAUGCAAGAACAAAGGUCACAACUCUAGGAGUUGCAAGGGACAAGGGGGACAAAAUGAAGUUAGAAAUUUUUUUGCAGGGGGCAAGAAGCUUAGCAAGGAAAAGAAGCAGGGAGAUGGCAAGAAAGAGAACCCCAAAAUGAAGAAAGCUAAGACUAAGUUGGUUCUUGUGUGUCUUUAUCUUUUGUUGGUAUUAUGCAGAGAUUCUCGAAGCUUGUUCAUGGAUCUUAGCAAACCUGGAAUGACAGCCACAACCCUACGACACAUGGGCUCAUCAAACCAUGCAAUGAAACCGCAACUGCUAGGACAUUUCCAAAACCUACGCCCUGGAUUGAGAGCCGUCCAUGAUGUCACUAUCACCGCUUGCCUUCCAUAA